GUCCUCUUCCAGUGCCCCCUCCCCUUCUCCCCUGCAAAAUAGGUCCCCCUCCAGCUCUUUCUCUCCUUCCAGACCCCCAACCCCCCUCUCUCCCUCCUUUCUUGUUAACACAAAAUUACCUUCAUUCUUUUUCAACCCCUACAAGCCGCAACCCCAUCCCCACAAACAAGUUUGUGAUUUUUUUUUUUUUUAAUUUCUGAUUCAAGUUUGAAGUUUAAAAAAAGUAAUUCAAAAAUUAUUUUAUUAACCAAAAAAAUCAAAAGUAGAAAUUAAAAGAAAUUUCAUUGAUGGUAAGUUGUUUAAAGACAAAAUCAUCAAUUUAAUUUAAUUUUUGUCUAAAUUUUGAGGGAGUUGAAUUGAAGUUUGAGAUGAUAUUUAAUGGAGAUUUUUUUUUUAAUUUAGUGUACUAUGGUUGUUCUUUGAUGGUGUUGAAGGAGGAAAAUGAAAAAAAAUUGAAGAAGAGUGUUGAUGGAGAAUGAAUUUGAAGUUGUUAAUGGAGGAAUUUAACUGUUGUGGAUGUUUUGGAGAGAAAGAAUAAAAAGUGUUCAGUAGAAUUUAAUGUUUUUGUGGUUGUUCUUUGAUGGUAUUAAUGGAGGAAAAUGAAAAAAAUUGAAGAAGAGUGCCGACGGAGAAUGAAUUUGAGGUUUUUAAUGGAGGAAUUUGAAUGUUGUUGAUGUUUUGGAGAAGAAAGAAUAAAAAGUGUCUAUUUUUUUUUUUUGAAAAUUCUAUUAUAUUUUAAAUAUCAUAGUAGUGUAUUUUUUUUUUUUUUUCAAAUAUAUGCAUUUUUUUCUUUAAAUAAAUAUUUAAAAGAAAUUAAAUAGACAAAAAAAAUGAGUUUUAAUGCGCCCAACGGCGUUUGUUUACACUCAAGCAGUUAAGGGGAUUUUAAUACACUUUAAAAAUGUUAAGGGGAUAAAUAAAAAAAAUUUAAGUUUAAGUGAUAAAGGGAGAAAAAUAUCUUUUCUCUAUUAAAAAUAAAUAUUAACUAUAUUUAUCCAUCUUGAAAACAAAUGAAUAAUUCCUUUAUUUAUUUCUACUUUAUCAUCCAACAUACUUGUUAAAAUAUUAAAUUUAUUAUCCAAAGAUAUAGGGUAAAAUAACCUUAUCACUUACAAUUUGUUAAAAAACUUUGGUGAUUGAGGUAGGUAUGUUUCAAAAGAGAAAAAGCUGAUAAUAAGUGGAGGGAGUGAGGAGAAUUGUGUGUUUCCAUGACAGUCCAUUUAUGGUAUGUUGAAGAUGUGCAUGUGCAAAGAAUUGGAUAUUGCAUUAGCAUAAGCUAAGGAAACUUGGGGUCUGUUGUGUAUGGUACAUAAAUAGAGAGCCACAAUUCCCACAAAUAUGGCGGACACUUAUUUGGGACCCAAGUCCCCUUGUUUAUAUACCUUCCCGUUCACUUUUUCCCCAUUUUCAGGGGCUUCCCCAAGAUCCCUUUCUUUCUCCCUAAUGGCCUCUAAUUGCUCCUCCACUACCCAUCAACCUUCUCUUCUUGUUUUCUCAGGUUGGAAUAUGGCUUUAACCAAGGGGACUUGGUCAAGCCUUCUUAAUCCUUGUGUUCACAUGUCAACAACAGAUGGAAGCAAAACUCAGCACUUGGCAGAGAACAUAACAUGUGGAACUGCAUUUAAUGGUGUGGUUGAAGAGCUUAAGAAGCUAACUACACGUGUAGCUCAUGUGCUCCCUGUUUCUGAUGAUGGAGGAAGUACUGCCGAAAUUGUUCGUGUUCUUGGUGGUCCUGCUGUUGGAGAUAUACGAUCAAGAUGUUUGAGAUUAUCUGACCAGAGCACUUCAGAGGCUCGUGCAGUCCGAAUAUUGCUUGGUCAUCGUUUACCCCUUGAUUCACCGAGAGCCAAAUCAGAAUGGUAUGAAAUUGUGGAGGGCAGCCAUGAACUUUGGCAAGGUGUCUCAAAACCAUAUAGGGAAACUAUAAGAGCUUUCUUGGCUUACUUCCAGGAUCAGAUUCUCCGGCGUUCAGAUGAGUCUUUCUGUUUCAGCAAUGGAAGUAUAGGGAACUUUUUCUUCGCCGGAGCACGCAUAUUCUUCCAAUCUCUAGAUGCAGCAAUCUUUUUGUUUUCACGAGUUUCAGAUAUUCCAGCAGAAAGUUUUGUUCUUCCCGUGAUAUCUACAAAUGAAAGGCUUACCCUGGGGUGUGAGUUAUGGGAUGGAACUGUUAUACGCGGGCAAAAUGAAAUAUCUCAUCCAACCCAUGGAUCCAUGCAACCUAUAGACAAGGAUGCCUCUUCAGCCCCAGCACUUCCUUCUAGAAUAAAACGGGUAUUCUACAUGUCCAGUGAAGGAAGCAACUUAUUGCAUGAGGUCUUCCCCACUGUAAAUCCCACCGUCUUGGAACAGUUGAGAAGUGUUGACUGUAUCGUAUUUGGCAUGGGAUCCCUCUUUACUUCCAUCUGCCCUUCUCUGGUUUUACUUGGAGUGGGAGAAGCCAUCUCUUUGCGGUCUUGUCCCAAGGUACUUCUGUUGAAUGGUACUCAUGAUCGAGAAACUAGUGGCUUUAGUGCUUCUUGCUUUGUGACUGCCAUUACUGAUGCCUUAAAUCGAACUUAUGGAGAUCAUCAUAAUUGUCUUACAAAUCCUCCAAACAAAUACAUCAACACCCUUCUGGUGCCAAAAAAUGGCUUAAUACCUGUGGACAUAGAAAGCCUGGGUUCUCAAGGAAUUUUCAAUGUGGUGACUGUUGAUUCCAUCCAUGAUCCAAAAGUGGGUGUGCUUUUUGAUCCCAAAUCAUUGAUUCAAGCACUUUCCAAUCUGUUGACGGAUGAAUGGGCCUGAAUGCUACCGUGACUUGUCAAACCUCAGUUUAUCAGAAAUUUCAGAGCUUGUAGUACAGUAGCGUUCUGAAGUUCUCCCUUUUUUGCACAACUUGCAACGGAUCUGAAGAGAUACAGGCUCUUUGUGAGCACUUGUAGAUCGAUAAUAAUUCAAGCAGCUCAGCAUUGAUUUCAACUCCAUUAAUUCCGAAGGAUGAUGGUAAGGCUUCCAUAGUUUAACGUAGGCAUUGGCUUUGAUCUUUUUCAGCUCUUACUGGGAGAGAAUAUCAUUGUUCACAAUUGAGCUGUAACACAUCUGAUCUUUCAAUUUGUAUACGAAUUUAGACAUGCAGUGCGUGAAAUUUUUGCCCACCGCAACUUCCUUGUUUGGGGUUGAAGCGUAAUUGCUGUUGUACAUAAUGAAAUUUUCUGUAAAUCAAGGGCCUUACUUGUGUUCUA
This is a messenger RNA of Capsicum annuum, 3221 nucleotides long. RefSeq lists its product as uncharacterized. Bases 1339 to 2784 code for a protein of 481 amino acids. The transcript is spliced from 15 exons. NCBI's taxonomy places the organism in Eukaryota, Viridiplantae, Streptophyta, Magnoliopsida, Solanales, Solanaceae. Gene Ontology annotation, molecular function: LPPG:FO 2-phospho-L-lactate transferase activity. The record is from RefSeq and is a predicted model, not a curated record.